This is a messenger RNA of Fusarium oxysporum Fo47, 1976 nucleotides long. RefSeq names its product general substrate transporter. Lineage: Eukaryota; Fungi; Ascomycota; Sordariomycetes; Hypocreales; Nectriaceae. The transcript is spliced from 4 exons. The coding region runs from base 342 to 1880 and encodes 512 amino acids. Gene Ontology annotation, cellular component: membrane. The record is from RefSeq and is a predicted model, not a curated record. Gene Ontology annotation, molecular function: carbohydrate:proton symporter activity. Gene Ontology annotation, biological process: transmembrane transport; carbohydrate transport.
CAAAGAUCAAUUAGACAACUGCGGGGUUGCCGAGUUCCUUUCCUGUCAUGUACCCUGCUGGUAUUUCAGCUAAGUGGAACGACGUGGUAUCGAAUUGUCCAUCCCUUGUUCAUAUCAUCCUAUAAUCUGGAGAUCUGGGGGCGUUGGGAAAAAACCUGGAGACCCCGCGACGUUUUGUGACGACCCGUGCGGGAAGAGUUCCGUGCUGUUGGUGCCCGUGCAGCAUCAUACCGUGGUAGCUUAUAAUGGUCGUUGAUCGCCCCCGUUUUGCGUUUUGGCUCUCCAGAUAGCGGCUAUCAACAACUCCACAAACCAACGAUCCACUUUGCAAAUUGAGCAGAAUGGCCGUGGACUCCAAGAUCCAGCCUCCGUCUGGGGGCAUUGAGGCUGUUCUGCCGAACCAGACUACACCGUGGUAUAAGCAAGCCCACUUGGUUAAACUCAAUAGUCUGAUCCUGGGCUUGGUCUGCUUCCAAUCGGCAAUCGGAUAUGAUGGAAGUCUCCUCAACGGUCUUCAAUCUCUACCCCAAUGGAGCGACUUCAUGAACCAUCCUUCUGGUGAAUGGUCCGGCUUCAUCAACGCCAUCUACUUCAUCGGAUUCUUUGUAGCGUGCCCUCCUAGCUCAUGGCUCGCAAACAAAUAUGGUCGUCGUCUUCCAGCUUUCCUAGGCUUCAUUCCGCUGGCAAUCGGUACUGGUCUCCAGACAGGUGCUAAGACUGAGGCAGAGUGGAUUGCGGGCCGUUUUAUCCUCGGUAUCCCGACUGCCAUGUUCGCGACAUCAAUCCCUCUUCUCAUUACUGAGAUCGCGUACCCUAGUCACCGAAGUGUCAUCACCGCUUUGACCAACUGUAACUAUUUUAUCGGUGGUAUCAUUGCAGCUUGGGCGUGCUACGGCACCAGGAACUACACCGACUGGGCCUGGAGGAUUCCAACCAUUCUCCAGAUUGCCUUGCCUCUUGUUGCACUUCCUGCUUUGAUCAUGGUGCCCGAAAGUCCUCGAUGGUUGGUAUCUGUUGGACGAGAAGACGCAGCGCGGGAGACACUAGGAAAGCUGCACGCGGGCGGUGAUGCGAACCACCCUCUUGUCGACUUCGAACUUCACGAAAUUACGACCGCCAUCGAGUCCGAGAAACAAGCUGAGAAGUCAAGCUCCUGGGCAUCACUAGUAUCCACUCCCGCCCAUCGUCGCCGUCUCUUCAUCACGGCAUCAUUGGCAAUCUACAGUCAGUGGGUCGGUAAUGGAGUCGUCAGCUAUUACCUCUCUACUGUCCUUGCCACCGUCGGCAUCACCAGCGUCACUGAUCAGACUCUGAUUAUGGGAUGUCUUCAGAUCUGGAGUUUCUUGGCUGCAGUUGCUGGUGCCUCAUGCGUCGAGAGACUGGGACGACGACUUCUUCUCAUGAUCUCUUGCGCAGUCAUGCUUGUCAGCUUUAUCCUAAUCACUGCCAUGUCAGGGAGCUUUGCGCAAACUGGAUCACGAUCAGUUGGAGUCACAAUGAUUCCAUUUGUGUUCUUAUUCAAUGCUGGUUAUGCCAUCGCUAUAACUCCUCUCCAGGUUGCUUACCCUCUUGAGCUUUGGCCCUUCCAGCUACGUGGCCGUGGAAUCUCUGCAGCCUGGAUGAUUAUGAUCUUGGCCCUCAUGUUCAACGUCUUUGUGAAUCCAAUUGCUUUGUCGGCUAUUGGUUGGAAGUACUACAUCGUGUAUGUGGCUCUUCUGGUGUCCUAUGGCUUCGUCAUUUUCUUCUUCUAUCCCGAAACACGUGGACGUACACUGGAGGAGAUUUCGGUCAUCUUUGGUGAUGCACCAGAUGGACUCUACUCUGAUGAGCUUGACACGAAACAGGUGAUUGAGAAGGUUGAUGUGAAGCAUCUGGAAUAAAAAUUAACGAAUGGGAAAGAUUCUGGUGUUAGCGUAGCCAGCCCUCUUUGAUAUUAUGAACUAGACUAGGCGAUAUAGUGUUUCUUGUCUCCUUGG